UCUGGGAUUAAGCUGGAGCUACAGCCAGGAAAGGACUCGGAUGGCGCGUGGGGGUGCGGGCGGGAAAAGCUGGCGAGCUCGCCGCGCGGGGCCCCAGGCCCUCGAGAGCACUCUGGGGCUCGGGCGGCGGCUGCGGCUCGCUCUCGCCCCGCGUGGCCGUUGGGCGCGGCACGCGCACGCCGCGAACGCGGACACGGCCACGCGCGCCGGCCGGUGGGGGCGGGGGGCGGAGAGCUCCUGCGCGCCCGUGCGCCUGCCGCGCGCGCCUGCGGCCGUUGGGGCGGAGGUGGGGAGGGGGAGCUCGCACAGUCGCCGUUCGGACGUCUCCCUCUCACCUCUGCCCCAGCUCGCCCUCCUACCGGUCCAGCCCCGCCCACACCCUGCCGUACCUGCACGGCUGAACGGGAGAGGAACAAGCUCUGCUCCACCGCAAGGCAAAAGGCAAAUACCCUUCACGCAACUGCGUCCGCACACACGCGUGCUCCGUCGCCGGGCUAUAUAACCGAGACUCAGACUAACUUGUUGCGGCCAAGUCGGGCAGGCUAGUGGCCAAUCCCGACGGCGUCCUCUGAGCUCUUCGCGCAGCAAUUGGGUACUGACUCAGGAUGAAGGCGUGGCUCUUGAUUGGCUUUGACUUUUGCCUAUGAGCCUGUAAGGAUCUCGUUUCCCUAGUGACGGAUUGGCACUGAGAGAGACCAAUAACGGAAAGAGAAAGGGCUGCAGCCUCCUUCACCUCCCUCGGGUUCCAACGGGCAGAUUCAAACAGUUCGUAAUCAAACAAGAGCGGGAAUGCUGAAACAAGGUGGAGCAGUCAGGAACCCCACAGUGCAGCUUUGGAGAGGGAAUCCUAGUUCCCUCUCAAGGAACACGCAUGACAGAAUCUUUGAGUUCUUCUGCAGGAACUAAGCAAGGCCCCAUCAGGUGAAAGAUGGUAACUUCAGGCUGAGCACAAGAUUCCUGGAGCACCACCCUAUUACCUCACCACCAACCAAUCAGAAGAAAGUCUCACACCCUGCUGCCUAUUAAAAACUGCUCCCCAAAGCCAUCAGGGACUUCUGGGUUUUUGAGCAUGAAUCAUGCAGUCUCCUUGCUUGGCUCUGCAAUAAACCUUUCUCUGCUACA
Sus scrofa (pig) is the source of this 1122-nucleotide messenger RNA. RefSeq lists its product as uncharacterized. NCBI's taxonomy places the organism in Eukaryota, Metazoa, Chordata, Mammalia, Artiodactyla, Suidae. The record is from RefSeq and is a predicted model, not a curated record.